Ectocarpus siliculosus is the source of this 123-nucleotide messenger RNA. Lineage: Eukaryota; Phaeophyceae; Ectocarpales; Ectocarpaceae. The record is from the annotation of a GenBank genome assembly.
AUGGUGCUGUUGAACAACCUGUCGGGGAGCAAGGUUUUGGGGCUGCAACAGCGUGAAGACACUAAAGGACCCUCCCACGUUCGCACCCUUCGCUGGCAGGAUAUUUGCGAGCACAGGCUCUAG